Aspergillus chevalieri is the source of this 2544-nucleotide messenger RNA. RefSeq names its product FTFMHR domain-containing protein. Gene Ontology annotation, biological process: regulation of transcription by RNA polymerase II; DNA-templated transcription. The record is from RefSeq and is a predicted model, not a curated record. Gene Ontology annotation, molecular function: DNA-binding transcription factor activity, RNA polymerase II-specific; RNA polymerase II cis-regulatory region sequence-specific DNA binding; zinc ion binding. The transcript is spliced from 3 exons. Lineage: Eukaryota; Fungi; Ascomycota; Eurotiomycetes; Eurotiales; Aspergillaceae. Bases 1 to 2544 code for a protein of 847 amino acids. Gene Ontology annotation, cellular component: chromatin.
AUGGUGUUGAAAAAGUGUACCAUUUGUGAUCGCCGGUUCAAGAAGACGGAGCAUUUCAAGCGCCAUGAACGGUCGCAUACGAACGAACGCCCGUACGAGUGCAAUGUUUGCCAUAAACGGUUCUCACGGAGUGAUGUCCUGAGUCGCCAUGCCAAAGGGCAUAAUCCCCAGAACGCGAACGGACCGGGAAGGAAACCCUCCGCAGCCUCUGACCGCCGCCCUUCAACCAUCACUGGAACCUCGCCCACCAUCGCCCUCGAUGAUAAUAGCCAGCAGCUACCUCAUAGCACAUCCACGAAAGGCGCAAACCAGUUCGCGAAUGCACCAGUUACACCCCAAGAACUACCUCCUCUAUCAGCGGCCACAGCCAUCCCGCCUUCGUCCUUAGACUUCCUCGCAGAUAUCUCGGCCCAUCAACAUGCGCGAACCGAACCAGAUGCCAAUCCAAUGAUGGUGGAUAACAGACAAGCCUAUAUGUCGUGGAAUGGGGUAACACCGGAGCAUUCUCACAAUGAAGCUAUGUUUGGCACCAUACCCAAUGAUAUCAUGCAGCUGUGGCUGGAACCACGUGGGGAUGCAAGUUCCCAGCAUGGAUCGUUGGAUCUGAUGCGGGAUUCGAAUCCUGGUCUGGCUGAGAAUAACUUCUCCGUAUAUCCGGACCGUCAAUAUAGACCCUCCGCUGACAGCGUCAAUUCCGAAAACAUCCCCAAUGAGCGCUUUGCCAAAGUACAGCGCUUCUGGCUUGCGCCAUCCAAUGCUGGGCGACGGCCGAUGAACAACUUAUGGGGAGAUGUAGCUUGCAGUGACUUGGCAAAUAUAUUCGCAGUGCCUACUGUUGAUCUACUCGACAAUCAUUCAGAUCGACUGCAGGGCUCGCGGUAUGGGUUAGAUGAGCAAUGCAAGCAACGUCUUCAAGCAACAUUUGGCCAAUUGCCUUCCCAAUCUCAGCAGAACAACCCUAUCUCACCGACAUCUUUGGAUUCUACUAUACGCACUAUGCCAUACUUUCCUCCCGCGGAAAUCUUGGAUAUGGCGCUCGAUCUUUACUUCCGCAACUUCCAUCCGCUCAUGCCUUUUGUUCAUAUCCCUACUUUUUCAGCGAAAAAUACACGACUUCCGUUACUUUAUGUGAUGUGCUUCAUUGGCAUGAUUAUGCUGGGCACAAGAGGAACUACAAAUUUUGUGAUCAAGAACUUCCCAUUUGUCCUCAAUAGAGUAAUGGCGGAAUUGGGAAGAUGCUCUAGUGGAUUUGAGAACCUAUUAGAGACGAUAUCGACAUAUGCAACUGUUCUUCUUUUCCUUAACCUUGCCGCAAUGACCGGAGAAAAGGAACACCUCGAACAAUGCCAGAUGUUAUACGUCAAUCUACUCUCUACAGCACAGAGAGAUGGGCUUUUUGCAGCGACCGAGGGCCAAAUCUUGGACAUGAGUCUGUUUGAGUCGAUCGUUGACACAGAUACCCGGUGGAAAGCUUGGAGUAGAGUGGAAUCCGCGAAGAGGUUGAUCACUGGGCUGUUGACUCUGGACUCUUGGUAUUCUUCGUUCUUGAAUACGAGUCCCAUUAUCGUCCCAGACUCAAUUCAGUUCAUUCUCCCAUGCGAUGAAGCGCUCUUCCAGGCAUACGACUCGACGCGCUGGAAUCAGCUAGUUCAAAGUGGGAAACGGAUGUUGGCACCGACAGUGAUGGCCCCAUCAGAGGUGAUUAAUAUUCCGACAUUUGACAGCCCUAUUGAAGAUUUUAGCAUGCAUGGUAUACUGGCCACAAUCCAAUUACGGCUUUCAGGCGCCUAUCAUCGUCUGCUAUCCAACCGGGCAAACUAUCCAUUUGCACCCUGCCACACAUACGCAAUGGACGGUCGAGCCAGGUGCUUGCCCUCCCUGCAGCUUCAAGUAGUAAGCAAAUACGGCGAAAUACUGGAGCGGCUAAACCCCAAUGCCGCCAUCAUGUGGCACAACAUGUGCAUGAUGCUUACUGCAGAUAUUCAAAUCUUCCACGUGGCCGCAGGACGUGCAGGUCCAGGGCCAGCCCGCCAAGCGCUCGACGAUAUCGCCGCUUGGUCGCAGACACCAGCAGCCCGGAGAGCAUGCCUACACGCAGCACAUAUCUAUAAAGCGAUGAUCAAUCGCAAAGCAUCAGAUCACACGACAUUCCAUACCGUCUUCUCCCUUUUCUCAGCGGCCCUUGUGCUGGGCUUAUACACAUUCAUGGUACCCAGUCCUAGCGAAUCAUCACAAGUAGGAACUGCCUCAAUCGAGCUACUAGACGACGUCGACUGGCAGAAAGUGGGGACGGAAGGGUUUACAAGCUUCAUGGAGCCGCGAGGCAGUUCGGCUCUCUCAGCCACCGAUGACGCAGCUGUCAGCUUUAUCCGGAACGGGGGUACAGUGUACCUUCGCGGGAUACCGUUCCAAGGCGGGUACCAGUCUGCUCGACGCAUUUUGCUGGAUUAUGCUGGCCUUUUGAAAGAUACGGGGAAGUGGAGCGUGCGCAAGUUUUCGUAUGUGCUUCAUAUCAUGAGUGAUGUUCUUAUGGACGUGGAAUGA